Messenger RNA from Cheilinus undulatus (humphead wrasse), 1527 nucleotides. Its product is annotated as protein FAM177A1-like. The record is from RefSeq and is a predicted model, not a curated record. The transcript is spliced from 5 exons. Lineage: Eukaryota; Metazoa; Chordata; Actinopteri; Labriformes; Labridae. The coding region runs from base 59 to 712 and encodes 217 amino acids.
GAGGAGAGGCGUCGUUGUGGGCGCAGCAGCAUCCACAGAUACAAAGAAGACGACGACAAUGGCCGAUAUAUCUUUGUAUCUCACUAAUGUUAAUGUGUCUAUAGGACAGACCAUGGAGGUGCAGCAGAGCCCAAACCAGGUUAAAGACUUUGAGAGUGUGGAGCUGGGGGAGUUGAACAAGAGAGAGGAGCAGCAGAGGGAGAAGGUUCCUCGAAGGAUCAUCCAUUUCUCCAGUGGAGAGACCAUGGAGGAGUACAGCACCGAUGAAGAGGAGGGAGAGGACAAGGAGCCGGAGAGGAAAGACCUGCUGUCCUCCCCGGUCGAUGCGGUGAGGUCAAAGUUGACAUGGGGUCCAUACUUCUGGUUUCACAUGUGGAGAGCGGCCACAUCAACCAUCUCAGCCUGUGACUACCUGGGUGAGAGGAUGGCCUCCCUGUUUGGGAUUACAUCAGCCAAAUAUCAAUAUGCCAUUGAUGAAUACUACAGGAUGAAGAAAGAGAGGGAGGAAGAGAAAGAAGAAAACCGCCUGUCAGAAGAAGCUGAACAAUCCUUCGACCAGCUGCAGCCUCAGGGGGAUGAAGACGAAGCCAUCACAGUGAGUGACCUGCCAGAGGUGGCUGACCAUCACCCAGACGUGACCUAUCAGGUGGAGAAUGAAAAUCAGGCACCUUCAAGCACUAUCACAGUCCCUGCUAUCGUCACAGCAACCUAACAGCCCCAGAGAAUAGACGUUUGGUGAUUAAUUGUCUGUUUGUCGGUUAAAGCAGGUACACUGUCUUGUUUCACUGAGCACCGUUUGGUUUGUGUAUUGCACAGAUGUUGAUGGGUGAAGCUGCUUUAUUGUGGACAGCAGUGGAGGAAUUACUCCAUGUACUGCUUCCAGUCCCUUUGUAACAGAGCAGCAACUGAUGAAGUAACUGCUGAAUAUGGAGAAGCAUAAAUAGAUAUAUCUGUCCAAAGGAACACAAGUUUUAUGAAAAGAAAGACAAUUUGGGUAAGAAAAGUUUUAUUCAAGUGCCAAAAUGACUCGUCUGCACAAUAUUAGUUGUCCAACUGACCCUUUGUGAAACCCAUAAAUCAUCCUUUUUCAUGGCCAUUGUUGUCACGCCCCAUCCUCUUUGGUUAUGUUUAGGUUAGACAAACUCUCUACUUGCUGGGUUCUUUACCAUUCAGGGCAACUGAAAAUAUCCUUUUCUGACAAAGUUAAAGCUAUAAGAUUCACUUCUAAAACUUGUUGAGAUCAUUUAAACUGAUUCCCAUGUCUCUGAGGCUCGUAAUUGUGCACUCAUUUGUGUUGCCAAAUGUCAUAUUGUGCAUAUUACACUGAAGUCCCACACUCAUAUUGGCUCCAGAAAUGUUUACUGAUUAAGUCCAGAGGUAGACGACAUACACACAAGUUUUUUUUCCCACACCUGUUCAUUAUUGACUAAAUUCAGGUGUUUGAAUCAGACUCAUUGCCACAGGUGUAUAAAAUCAAGCACCUAGCCAUGCAGUCUCCAUUUGCACACAUUUGUGAUCCUAAAUGGG